Messenger RNA from Rhododendron vialii, 1050 nucleotides. RefSeq lists its product as uncharacterized. The transcript has 3 exons. The coding region runs from base 329 to 880 and encodes 183 amino acids. Gene Ontology annotation, cellular component: trans-Golgi network; cytoplasm. Gene Ontology annotation, biological process: protein localization to Golgi membrane; intracellular protein transport; vesicle-mediated transport. Gene Ontology annotation, molecular function: GTPase activity; GTP binding. NCBI's taxonomy places the organism in Eukaryota, Viridiplantae, Streptophyta, Magnoliopsida, Ericales, Ericaceae. The record is from RefSeq and is a predicted model, not a curated record.
AUGUAUUCGUCAACAGCAGUUAGCUUUUUCCCUCACCCCAUAAGUCAUUGUGCCGCGGUGACGCCAAACAGCCCUCAAGCUUUUCUUUCCUUUUCAUCUUCUUCCUCCAAUAAAACCCUCAACAAUCCCCCCCUCCACCCCCAUUUUCUUCGCACCAUCUUUCUCUGAAAAUUUUAGGGUUUCCUGCCAAAAUCUCUUAACAAGCAUCUAUCUUCCAACCUCUCUACCAAAUCCAAUCCAGUCCAGUCCAAUACAAACCCAAAUCCAAUCGACAAGCCAUCGGAAUCGUCGAUCUCCUCCGUUCAAAUCCACUUCAAGGGUAAAAGAUAUGGGGGCAUUGAUGUCAAAGUUCUGGUUCAUGUUGUUCCCCGCAAAGGAGUAUAAGAUCGUUGUGGUUGGAUUGGAUAAUGCUGGUAAGACGACGACGCUUUACAAAUUACACUUGGGGGAGGUUGUCACUACGCAUCCGACUGUUGGUAGCAACGUGGAAGAACUUGUUUACAAGAAUAUACGGUUUGAGGUCUGGGAUCUUGGUGGACAAGACAGACUUAGAACAUCAUGGGCAACAUAUUAUCGGGGAACUCAUGCAGUUAUCGUGGUGAUAGACAGCACGGAUAGAGCUCGGAUCGGCAUAAUGAAGGAUGAACUCUUCCGGCUGCUGCCACACGAGGAUCUUCAAAAUUCCAUUGUGCUUGUUUUUGCGAACAAACAAGACAUUAAGGAUGCGAUGACUCCAGCUGAGAUAACCGAUGCCCUUUCCCUGCAUAGCAUCAAGGAUCAUGAUUGGCACAUCCAAGCUUGCUGUGCCCUUACGGGAGAGGGGUUGUAUGAUGGUUUGGGAUGGAUUGCGUCACGAGUGAGUGGGAAACCAACAAGCUAGAAAUGUUUUACACUGGGAAAAAUUGUUUUCUAUCAUUUUCGUGGAUUGAAGAUGGAUGUGUUUUGUGUAAUAUGUAACUUUCUGAGUCUUGUUCGAUGUGAUUCUGCAGUUGAUAGCAAACAAGAAAAUCUAACAUUACGUCUAAUAAGAAUUGAGAUCACAAAUGUUUA